ACUCGUAGUCGUAGUCGUGUCUACAAGUGCAGCGCAACCACCAUGACGCCUACCCGCUACCUCGCGGCGCUGGCCGCCGCCGCCGCGCUACUCUUCAUGCUCGGCGGCCUGCACGGCGUCGAAGCGGGGCCGGCGGACACCGACUGCGCCGUCGCCCAGACGGCGUUCGGCGACUGCACCGGAUACGUCGCCGGCGUGGAGGACAAGCUCUCGCCUCGCUGCUGCAGGGGGCUCGCCGACAUCAGGGACAUGGCGCCGACCUUUGACCGGCGGCGCGCCCUCUGCGCGUGCAUCCACAAGGAGAUGCUCGCCGCCGGCAAGGUGGUCACCCGCCGCGCCGCCACGCUCUCCGCCAGGUGCGGCGUCCGUAUCUCCUUCCUCCCGACCGCCCACGCCUUCGACUGCUAUCGGAUUCCGCGAACUGAUUGAGAAAUCGGCUUAAUCAUGGCGCCCAACAAAGAGCAUCGAAUAAGAUGACUUGCACGACUUGUGGUGGGCAUAUUUACGUUUCUCUUUCUUUUCUUUUUUCCUUCUUUAAUUUCACAAAGAGUAAACAGAAGAAUAAUCUAGCUUGUAAUGAUUUUUGGAAUAAAGAUCAUCGCAAGUAGGACUUGUUUACUCUGAAACAAUAUGUAGAAACUUAGUCCGCGUGUAAUCUGUAUCUUAUCCAUAUUAUUAAUAUAUUGAAGUUCAUCGUAAAAUUUUAGAAAAA
Molecule: messenger RNA, 712 nt
Organism: Triticum aestivum (bread wheat)
Lineage: Eukaryota; Viridiplantae; Streptophyta; Magnoliopsida; Poales; Poaceae
Product: non-specific lipid-transfer protein A
Exons: 2
Coding region: 43-429 (128 amino acids)
Biological process (GO): lipid transport
Molecular function (GO): lipid binding
Source: RefSeq, a predicted model, not a curated record